CCUCAGGACGCCAGCAGUCCGGUGUCUCUGCUUCAGGGGAAGAUCGCCACGUUCGAGCCGUCGCAGCGUCAGACGGGAGCCGGCGUCAUCCCCUGGUCGCCUCCCCAGGUCAACUGGAACCCCUGGACCAGCAGCAACAUCGACGAGGGACCGCUGGCCUUCUGCACUCCGGAGCAGAUCAGCGGCGAGCUGCAUGACGAGCUGAUGUACCAGCUGGAGCACGACGACAACCUGCAGAAGAUGCUGUCGGCCCGUGAGCAGCUGCCCGUCAAACAGUUUGAGGAUGAGAUCAUGGCGGCCGUCGACUCGAGCCCGGUGGUGAUCAUCAGAGGAGCGACGGGCUGCGGGAAAACUACCCAGGUGCCCCAGUACAUCCUGGACCGCUUCAUCAAGGGGGGCCGAGCGUCAGACUGCAACAUCGUGGUCACCCAGCCCAGACGGAUCAGCGCUGUGUCCGUGGCCGAGCGAGUCGCCCUGGAGAGAGGCGAGGAUCUGGGGAAGAGCUGCGGCUACAGCGUCCGCUUCGAGUCCGUCCUCCCUCGUCCUCACGCCAGCAUCAUGUUCUGCACCGUCGGUGUGCUUCUGAGGAAGCUCGAAGCAGGAAUCAGAGGCAUCAGCCACGUUAUCGUCGAUGAGAUCCACGAGAGAGACAUCAACACGGACUUCCUCAUGGUUGUCCUCAGAGACGUAGUCCAGGCUUACCCAGAGGUCCGGAUCCUCCUCAUGUCGGCCACCAUCGACACCACCAUGUUCAGAGAGUACUUCUUCAACUGUCCCAUCAUCGAGGUGUUCGGACGCACCUUCUCUGUUCAAGAGUACUUCCUGGAGGAUUGCAUCCAGAUGACAAACUUCAUCCCUCCGCCGAUGGACCGAAAGAAGAAAGACAAAGACGAGGACGGAGGAGACGAAGACACGAACUGUAACGUGAUCUGUGGUUCGGACUACUCGGCCGAGACGAAGCGCUCCAUGUCUCAGAUCAACGAGAAGGAAAUGUCCUUCGAGCUGGUGGAAGCUCUGCUGAAAUACAUCGAGACGCUGCAGGUUGUUGGUGCUGUGCUCAUCUUCCUGCCGGGCUGGAACCUGAUCUACUCCAUGCAGAGACACCUGGAGACCAACCCGCACUUCUCGAGUAACCGGUACCGGAUCCUGCCGCUGCACUCACAGAUCCCCCGAGAGGAGCAGAGGAUGGUGUUUGAUCCGGUUCCAGACGACGUCAGGAAGGUGAUUCUGUCCACUAACAUCGCAGAGACCAGCAUCACCAUCAACGACGUCGUCUACGUCAUCGACUCCUGCAAGCAGAAGGUGAAGCUCUUCACCUCCCACAACAACAUGACCAACUACGCCACCGUCUGGGCCUCUAAGACCAACCUGGAGCAGAGGAAAGGUCGAGCCGGACGAGUCCGACCCGGAUUCUGCUUCCACCUCUGCAGCCGAGCACGAUUCGAGAGGCUGGAGACUCACAUGACUCCAGAGAUCUUCAGGACUCCGCUGCAUGAAGUCGCUCUGAGCAUCAAACUGUUGAGACUCGGCGCCAUCGGACACUUCCUGUCCAAAGCCAUCGAGCCGCCGCCGCUGGACGCCGUUAUCGAGGCCGAACACACUCUGAGAGAGCUGGAUGCUCUGGACUCCAACGAUGAGCUGACUCCUCUGGGUCGGAUCUUGGCUCGGCUGCCCAUCGAGCCUCGCCUGGGGAAGAUGAUGAUCAUGGGCUGCAUCUUCCAUGUCGGAGAUGCCAUGUGCACCAUCUCGGCUGCUACGUGUUUCCAGGAGCCGUUCAUCAGCGAAGGGAAACGUCUCGGCUUCGUUCACAGAAACUUUGCCGGCAGUCGUUUCUCUGAUCACGUGGCGCUGCUGUCCGUCUUCCAGGCGUGGGACGAUGUCAGGAUUAACGGAGAGGAGGCAGAGAGUCGUUUCUGUGAACACAAACGUCUCAACAUGUCGACUCUCAGGAUGACCUGGGAGGCCAAAGUCCAGCUGAAGGAGAUCCUGGUCAACGCUGGAUUUCCUGAAGAGAGUCUGAUGACCCAGAUGUUCAACACGGUCGGACCAGACAACAACCUGGACGUGGUGGUUUCUCUGCUGACGUUCGGCUCGUACCCCAACGUGUGCUACCACAAAGAGAAGAGGAAGAUCCUGACCACCGAGGGACGCAACGCCCUCAUCCACAAAUCCUCCGUCAACUGUCCGUUCAGCAGCCACGACAUGACGUACCCGUCUCCGUUCUUCGUCUUCAGUGAGAAGAUUCGAACCAGAGCGAUCUCAGCUAAAGGGAUGACUCUGGUGAGUCCUCUGCAGCUGCUGCUGUUCGCCUGUAAGAAGGUCAACUCCACCGGAGACGUGGUGGAGCUGGAUGACUGGAUCAAACUGACCAUCCCCCACGAGGUGGCGGGCGGCAUCAUGGCUCUGCGGGCCGGUCUGGAGGGUCUGGUGGUGGAAGUGACCAAAGACCCCGAAUACGUCCGACAGAUGGAUCCGACCAACGAACACCUGCUCAACGUCAUCAGACUAAUCUCCAAACCGUCAGCAGCUGGAAUCAACAUGAUGGCCACCAACCAGAGGAUGGGAGACGGUCCUCGCCCUCCAAAGAUGGGACGCUUUGAAGGAGGAGGUGGAGGAGGAGGAGGAUACAGAGGAGGAGGUGGAGGAGGUUACAGAGGUGGAGGAUAUGGAGGAGGGGGAGGAGGAGGAUACAGAGGAGGUGGAGGAUAUGGAGGAGGGGGAGGAGGAGGAUACAGAGGAGGUGGAGGUUACGGAGGAGGAGGAGGAGGAUACAGAGGUGGAGGUGGAGGUGGAUACAGGGGAGGUGGAGGAGGAUAUGGAGGAGGAGGAUACCGAGGAGGAGGAGGAGGAGGAGGGGGUGGGGGUGGAGGAGGAGGGUACAGAGGAGGUUAUUAACAUGAUAACAUCAUCAACAUUCACUCAUUUAUAAAAGCAGCAGAAUAAUCUCACAUGAACUGUUGAUUUUCUUUAGUUAUGAGAAAUAAAGUUUAAAAACAUGUUUAAUAAUCACGUGAAUCUGGAAAAAUGUGAUUUUUUUUCUGUACUUGUUUUAUUAGAAACGUGUUGUUGAUGUUUUUUGAUUGUAAUGUUUAUUUUAAUUGCUGUUUUGUCCCCAAUAAAACUUUGAUAUUCA
Scomber scombrus (Atlantic mackerel) is the source of this 3133-nucleotide messenger RNA. RefSeq names its product DEAH (Asp-Glu-Ala-His) box helicase 9 (gene dhx9). Lineage: Eukaryota; Metazoa; Chordata; Actinopteri; Scombriformes; Scombridae. The record is from RefSeq and is a predicted model, not a curated record. Gene Ontology annotation, biological process: regulation of mRNA processing; positive regulation of transcription by RNA polymerase II. Gene Ontology annotation, cellular component: ribonucleoprotein complex; nucleolus; intracellular anatomical structure. Gene Ontology annotation, molecular function: double-stranded RNA binding; ATP binding; 3'-5' DNA helicase activity.